Drosophila rhopaloa is the source of this 1909-nucleotide messenger RNA. RefSeq names its product sodium-coupled monocarboxylate transporter 1. The record is from RefSeq and is a predicted model, not a curated record. The coding region runs from base 83 to 1843 and encodes 586 amino acids. Gene Ontology annotation, cellular component: membrane. Gene Ontology annotation, molecular function: symporter activity. Lineage: Eukaryota; Metazoa; Arthropoda; Insecta; Diptera; Drosophilidae. Gene Ontology annotation, biological process: sodium ion transport; transmembrane transport. The transcript is spliced from 10 exons.
CGGAAAUAUUGCUUAAGCUUUGUCAAACCUACUCGCUAAAAAACAAAUUAUAUUUAAACCAACAAAUCAAAUCAAACACUCCAUGGAAAUGAAGAGGUCGCACAAUAUGGACAACUACAGAUUCGGAACUGCUGACUAUAUUGUGUUUAUAGGUAUGACCACAAUAUCCAUCGCUACAGGACUCUAUUUCGGAUGGAUAAAGAAGAGCAAGAAGAGUGCGGAAAGCACCCCGCCAAAUGUGGUUUUACCGGAACCAACUAAGCAGCACUUCGGAUCGAAGAAGAUGAACGAAUAUCUAAUGGGAUCACGCAAUCUAAAGGUUUUCCCUGUUGGAAUGAGUUUAAUAGCUAGUUUUAUUUCGGGCGUUACAAUGUUGGGCGCACCUUCUGAGAUUUACUAUUUUGGGACUCAAUAUUGUCUAAUUGUCGUAGCAAUUUGUAUCCAAGGACUAGCUGUAUCAUAUAUAUAUUUACCUGUGUUUUCAGCUCUUCAAGUAAGCUCAUCGUUCGAGUACUUGGAGUUGCGUUUUCACUCUAAUAUUCGAAGCAUAGCUUCUAUAUUGUUCAUAAUUGAAGUGAUAUUGUAUAUGCCUUUCCUCGUCUUUGUUCCGGCCCUAGCACUGAAUCAGGCUUCGGGGAUUAAUAUUUAUGUAAUAGAAGUGGUGAUUAUAGUGGUGUGCGCUAUAUAUACCUUAUUGGGCGGCCUUAAGGCGGUGGUCCAUACAGAUAUCUGGCAAGUAGUGAUCAUGUUUAUUUCCGUACUGGUUGUGGCCAUACUGGCGACCUGUUACAUAGACGAUCUAGAUGAUUUAUUUAAAACAUUUGAGGAAGGAGGACGACUUACUUUCGGCAAUAUAAAUCCCUCGCCUUAUGUCCGUAACACCGUUUGGAGUGUCCUUAUCGGUGGCACCUUCUACUGGACUUCAAUUAAUGCGGUGCACCAGUCGAUGGUUCAUCGCUAUAUGUCCCUUCCCUCACUAAAAAUGGCCAGAGCUUCCAUCGCAUUUUUUGUCGUUGGAGCCGUCAUUUUUUACUCGGCUCUUUGCUUUUUGGGUGUACUCAUCUAUUAUACAUAUCAAGAUUGUGAUCCGAUGAGCGCAGGACUAAUCAUGAAUAACGAUCAGCUGGUGCCUCUCUUCGUGGUUCAGACUGUCGGUCAUAUCUAUGGAAUUCCCGGACUAUUUAUAGCCGGUAUUUUUGGAGCCGGGUUAAGUUCCCUCUCUGUGGUCUUGAACUCCACUUCCCUGGUGAUCCUGAAUGACGUAGUCCGUGGUUGUUUUAAGAUGCAACCAGGUGAAAAGGCAUCCACGAUUUUGGUAAAGUCAAGCAUAAUUGUCAUGGGCUUUAUAGCUUUUGCUUUGCUAUUUAUUCUGGAGAAAGUGAGUGGCCUGUUGAGUAUCUGCACGUCGUUAGUGGCCAUCUCAACUAGCUCCUUAUUUGGCCUAUUUACCCUGGGAAUGCUGGUUCCCUGGUCAAAUACAUUGGGCACAGCAGUGGGCGGAAUCACCGGUUUUCUCCUGACCGGAUGGAUAACUUACGGGACGCAAGUUGCGGCGGCAUCAGGACAACUAAAUUCCCAAAGACUGCCGGUGUCCGUUGAAGGUUGUUUGGGCAAUGUAACCCUUCCUGAUCAUGUUUGGGUAGACGAAGAGAAAGUGUUCUCACUCUACCGUCUUUCAUUUCAUUGGAUAAAUCCAAUUGGUGUGCUCACAGUCGUCGUUGUGGGUGCUCUGGUCUCUCUGGUGACCAAGCCCACAGACAUCAAGACUCUCGAUUCGGAUUUGAUAUCACCAGUGAUCCAUAGAUUCCUACCAAAAGAAUGCUUUAAACGCAAUCCUCACUAAAAGGCGGAAGAGGAUUUUAUAAAUAUUACUUAAAAUGUACAACUUUAUAAUUUUUCGAUGUAAAAU